Messenger RNA from Hypomesus transpacificus, 734 nucleotides. Its product is annotated as transmembrane 4 L6 family member 1. The coding region runs from base 52 to 666 and encodes 204 amino acids. Gene Ontology annotation, cellular component: membrane. The transcript is spliced from 6 exons. Lineage: Eukaryota; Metazoa; Chordata; Actinopteri; Osmeriformes; Osmeridae. The record is from RefSeq and is a predicted model, not a curated record.
UUGGCACAAUAAGAACUAGGCUUCUCCAUCAUCUCUCAAAACGGCAGAGUAAUGUGUGUGGUGAGCUGCUCCAGGUGUGUGGGUGUGGCCCUGGUUCCCCUGGCCUUGUUGUGCAUCCUGGCCAACAGCCUGCUGUUCUUCCCCUGGCUGGAGGGACGCUACCUGCUGGAGGGUCAUGUGACCAGAGAGGCCACCUAUGGAACCGGCUUGUGGGCGUCGGGAUUCCUGGUUCUGGUCGGAGCGAGAGGAUUUAUAAUUGGCAGCUCAAAGACGGGCUGCUGUGGAUUCAGGACUGAGAUGCUGUUCCAGGUGGGCUCCUCCUGCGUGGCCCUGACUGCUGCUGCCCUCUGCUGUCUGGUGAGCGCCAGCGCGCUGGUCCACGGCCCGCUGUGCCUCCAUAACUCCACGCAGGGCCAGGCCUGGGCGUCCCCGUUCAGACGCACGUCCAGCCAGGACCCAGUCUACCUGUAUGCCCCUGCUCUUUGGGACUCUGCCUGUGAGGAGCCAAGGAGUGCUGUGUUGUGGCACGUGGUGCUGUUCUCUGUCCUGGCAGCCAGCAGUGCCCUGCAGGCUCUCCUCUGUGCUGCCCACACACUCAACUCCAUAUGUGGCGUCGUCUUCGGUCGAGGGUUCUGCCGAAACAAGGUCAGUCCAGUCUCUGUUUAAGCUCCAGGACUGUGAGAAGAGAGGAAGGGAUUAUGGUGAUGAUGAAGAGGAUAGUGAUGAUGAUGAUG